Xenopus tropicalis (tropical clawed frog) is the source of this 1131-nucleotide messenger RNA. RefSeq names its product probable alpha-ketoglutarate-dependent hypophosphite dioxygenase-like gene a3 [provisional] (gene phyhdla.3). Bases 106 to 897 code for a protein of 263 amino acids. The record is from RefSeq and is a predicted model, not a curated record. Lineage: Eukaryota; Metazoa; Chordata; Amphibia; Anura; Pipidae. The transcript has 6 exons.
CAGUCUGUGACUGUAUAUAUAAGCCAGAGUAAGACCAAACCAGGUAGACUACAUCCCAGCUACAUCUCAGCAUUACUGUACAGCAGAAAAUCCUGUCCCUGAGCCAUGAAGGCAGAAGCCACUCAGCUGAAGGCUCUUUAUGAAGCUAACGGCUUCCUGACAGCUAUUGAUGUGCUGGGGAAGGACGAGCUCAAUCAGGCCUGCAAGGAACAUGCAAAACUGGAGAACAAAUUUGGCAAGGAAUACACACAGUACAACCUGCACAACAUUCACAUGCAAUAUGAGUGGGUGAUGAAUCUGGCUGCUCAUCCCAAACUACUGGAUGCAAUCACUGCUGUGUUAGGGCCCAACGUUAUUCUCCUCGACUCCAGGUUUAUCUGUAAAUACCCUUCCUCUGACGUCCCCCACAAAGAUAACACUGCCCCGUACGUUGCUUGGCAUCAGGACAUCAAGUAUUGGGGAUUUGAAGGGGGCCCCGUGGCUUCUGUGUGGCUGGCAUUUGAUGAUGUGGAUGCAGAAAAUGGAGUCCUACAAGUUAUUCCAGGAAGCCACAAACAAGGCAUUUUGGAACACAGAGUGGCAGAAAUCCCAGGAAACUUACUGACUUCAAACCAGGAGAUACCCCGGCACUUGGUGCAGGUGGAAGAUUUGGUUGAGUGUCCCCUCAAAGCUGGGCAGAUGUCUGUCCAUGACGGGCUGACAGUUCAUGCCAGUGAACCCAACAUGUCCAACAGAAGAAGAUGUGGAUUUGUCAUCCGCUAUGUGCCAACAACUGCAUAUCCUGUCAAGGAUCCGGAACGUCCCAGAACAUUUCCUGCAACUGUCCUUGUGGCUGGAACUGACGAGUUCAAUUAUUUUGAAGAUCACGCGCCAAACUUUUUUAACAAGACCUACUGAUGAAAAUCAAGAUUAAAUUUGAGCUUUCUUUUCUUUUUACAAUUAAAGGGAAAUAAAAUUCCAAUAAAUAUUUAUAUAUAUAUAUAUGUUUAGUUGAUUAUUUUCAUCACAUUUAAAGCUUUAUUUGAAAAGCUGGAAACCUAGUCUGAAAGUGUUGCUUAGCUUUGUUAAAUUAUUAUUGUUUUGCUUGCAUAGACUUAACUGUUCCCAAUAAAACAUACAUGCUGGCAUGAA